AAGGGCAAAACUAGUUUUUAUAUUAAUAUUAAUUAAGUUCUUGAUGUGCUCUAUCCCACUUUUGCCCAAUAUUAUAUCACUUUAAUGCCAUUUUCAAAUGUAGAAUCACCAAGUUUGCCAUGCUUGAAGUGUUCUGCUGCCUUGUUUUUUCCCCAUUUUUAAAGCCGUAAUGGCGGCUUUUUAGUCCCUUGACACGCUAAAUUUGAAACGGCCAAACCAUUCAAGAUCAAAUCCAAUAUAUGUCACUUUCAGUUGAUGAUUAAGCAUGUUGUACGCGGCGAGGCGUGCAACUCUAUGUCAGAUUGUCAACUGCAGGAAAGAGGGGAUUUUGAGUGGUAUCUAGUAUAUCUUAUAAAAAGCUAUUUUAUCAAAGCCUCAGCUCAUAACCCACAUUUUCUGAACUGUUGAGACAUUUGAGUCUCAAAGUAUAUGUUUUUUGGUUUAUCUUGUUGUAAAUAUAUUGUUAACCAACUAUCAAUUUGUUGUUUAUCUUGAGUUUUAACUGCAUUCUUGAUUGCUCCUGCAAUUAUUCUUGUUAUCCUUUGAUUAUCAGUUCAUAAAAGAUGACGGGUAUUGACAUUGAGUCUCAGCAGACUAAUCCUCCAAAGGGCACAGACAAAGAACAAAAGAGUGAAAAGGUGCCAUUGUUGCAAGAUCAUCCUUUGAUUAUAACAAAGGAUGAUGCAAACACAGCUUCAUAUUUAAGUGGAGUAUUUAAUUUGUCAUGCACUAUUGUUGGUGCCGGUAUUAUGAGCUUACCAGCUGCCAUGAAAGUACUUGGUAUUAUCCCAGGGAUUCUUUUGAUUUUAGUUUCUGGAUUUUUGACAAAGUACUCCGUUGAGAUAUUGCUUCGCUAUAGCGAAAAAGAAGGAUCAUAUACCUAUGGGCAGCUCAUGUAUGAUGCCUUUGGAAGGAUUGGAGAGAUUUUUUUUCAAAUUAGUGUUAUCAUCAACAAUACUGGCAUUACCAUAAUCUAUUUGAUAAUAAUUGCCGAUGUGAUUUCUGGGUCAACUACAAGUGGUAUUCACCAUUCUGGUAUUUUAGAAGAGUGGUUCGGAGAACAAUGGUGGACAGGGCGCGCCUUUGUGCUGAUUUUCCUGACUGCUUUUGCAUUAAUUCCUACAGCAUGGAUUAAGAGCAUGGAGGCUCUGCAAUACACUUCAGCAAUUGCAGUAGGGUUGGCGGUGCUCUUCAUUCUUAUUGUUAUCGAAAUCACAUGCUACAAGCUGGCAAUGGGAACAAUAAAGCAACCAUCACUCUUUCCUCGCAUAAAUGAUUUUGCAUCCUUUUGGAAUCUAUUCACUGCAGUUCCUGUGCUUGUUUGUGCAUACCUUUGCCACUACAAUGUGCAUACGAUACGGAAUGAGCUACAAGAUCCAUCUCAGAUGCCUGGGGUGGUGAAGUCUUCUCUUUCUGUAUGCAGUACAAUCUACAUAAUGACAGGGUUAUUUGGAUUUCUUCUCUUUGGAGAUUCAACUGCUUCUGACGUGCUCUCCAACUUCGACUCUGAUCUUGGUAUCCCAUAUAGCUCAGUCUUAAAUGCUAUGGUCCGUCUCAGCUAUGCAGCCCACAUUGUUCUUGUAUUUCCAGUUGUCUUCUAUGCUCUCAGGCUUAACUUUUAUGGCCUUGUAUACAACUCAGCCAUUCCACUGACUUCAGAUACUCGAAAAUCUGCAUUUGCCAUCAUCACACUGAUUUUAAUACUUGUCAUCCUGCUGGGAGCUAUUUUUAUUCCCAGUAUUUGGGUAGCUUUUCAGUUUACUGGGGCAACAGCUGGAGCCUUGAUCUUGUUCAUAUUUCCUGCUUCAAUUGUUCUGAGGGAUCAUCUCGGAAUUUCAACUAGGAGAGACAAGAUUAUUUCCUGGGGUUUGAUCAUUCUUGCUGUAUUUUCGGAUCUGGUGGCUAUAUACAGCAAUACGGUUUCCUUACUUUGAAAUUUUUGUUUCCUUUUAGUUCUAUUUUAUUUGUGCUGCUCCUCAAAAUGGUGCUUUGCCUUAUUUCAAUUUUUAAUAGGAAAUGGGAAAGCCCGCAGUUUUUUUUCCAUAUCUGUAGCAUUUGCUCCAAUGGGUUAAAACUCCAAUAACUGUACUUUGUGUAUGUAGCAGAAAAGUGUUCAAAAUACUGUCAAGUGUUCAUUACUGGUAAUUAUUUUUCUAACUGUAAA
Messenger RNA from Chenopodium quinoa (quinoa), 2164 nucleotides. Its product is annotated as amino acid transporter AVT6B-like. The record is from RefSeq and is a predicted model, not a curated record. The coding region runs from base 564 to 1934 and encodes 456 amino acids. The transcript has 5 exons. Lineage: Eukaryota; Viridiplantae; Streptophyta; Magnoliopsida; Caryophyllales; Amaranthaceae. Gene Ontology annotation, molecular function: amino acid transmembrane transporter activity. Gene Ontology annotation, biological process: amino acid transmembrane transport.